This is a messenger RNA of Seminavis robusta, 942 nucleotides long. The record is from the annotation of a GenBank genome assembly. NCBI's taxonomy places the organism in Eukaryota, Bacillariophyta, Bacillariophyceae, Naviculales, Naviculaceae.
AUGGCAUCCAUUGCAAACAACCUAAACAAUCCACAUUUUGAUCAGGUAGUCAUAAUCCUCGAUUCUGCCACUGAGCUUUCCAAUUGUGAUCACUUUCGAUCCAAAAUGAAACAAUUUCAACGAAGGUUUCGACGCUGGAGCGACGACAACCAGAUUCAUGAUGUAUUAUUACCCAAAAACAAGAACAAGCCAAUUCUCACCUGCAUCGAUCGACCAGAAGGACAGCCAAGUUACUUUGACAUGUUCCGCUAUGCCAGCAAUCCAGACAUUGUUACCAGUGAGGUUGUCAUCAUGGGUAAUGCAGAUCAAGCAUUUGAUGACAGUGUCUCAUGGGCCAGCCUUAUCAAAAACCGCACACUGCUGACCUUGCCAACACAAGGAUACCAGCAAGAUAGAGCUCCACCCAGGGUUCAAGCAUUCUUUCAGUUUGCCUCCACUCAGGGUGUUUCCAAGCGGAAAUCCAAAACAGAGUCCGGGACUGUCAACAUUCCCAAUCGAUGUGCAAAAGCUACUACUUUAUCCUGGGAUAGCUACGUCUUUCCUCGUGCACUGUUGGAGGAAAAAAUCAGCGAGACCGCCUUUCAACGGGGAGUGCUCACAGGUCCCAAUGGCGAACCCAAUGGGAUGGCCUACUUUCCCAUGAAUAUGCAGGGAGCUGAGGAUGCGGCAUUGUGGGCCGUGACCAAAAAACUACGCAACAUUCAAGUUGCCUAUGGUUGUGAUAUCAUAAAAACGUGGCACUUUCAUGCUGCCCGCAAGAUGCAUCUGAGCGGCGGAAAGCAAAUCCAUUGGGACUGGCAGCAUCCAAUAACAAUCAGCGGCAAGGCGCACACCAGAGUGGAAUUCAACAACACUUUGCUGGUCCCCACUCCAUGGAGAAAGCCUCGCGAUGAGCUUGAUGACGCCUUUGUGAUCCAGCCUGCCGAGUUUAUGCAGCAAUAA